Kickxella alabastrina is the source of this 1598-nucleotide messenger RNA. RefSeq lists its product as uncharacterized. The record is from RefSeq and is a predicted model, not a curated record. NCBI's taxonomy places the organism in Eukaryota, Fungi, Kickxellomycota, Kickxellomycetes, Kickxellales, Kickxellaceae. Gene Ontology annotation, molecular function: protein-folding chaperone binding; misfolded protein binding. The coding region runs from base 163 to 1164 and encodes 333 amino acids. Gene Ontology annotation, cellular component: endoplasmic reticulum. The transcript has 2 exons.
GUUUCCAUUGAGCAGCGGCAUCCUCCUUUUUUGGUAACCGUGUUGUGUAUUUCGUUUAGCUGCACUUGUACUUUUUAUUUUUACCUUUAUCUAUUUUGCGUUACAUUAGCCUUUAUAUUUUCAAUUCAAGACUCAUUUUCAUUUUCACUUUAAAAAAGAACCAUGGCAGGCGGCGACAUAGGCGGCAUAUUCGGGUGGAUGCUACUCCCGCCCUUCGCGGCAAAAUGCACGCUCGUAGCGUUCCACUGGAUCCUCCGGCGGUUUUCCCCACAUCUGGUGCCACACCCAAACACAGCCAAGCACGCGCAGCACCAGCGGCUCUCGUACAUAUUCGUUAUCCUCCUGUACCUCGGAUAUACUCUCUGGAGCACCGAAAAGGGCCUGGCGCCCAACUACUACACGAUCUACGCACCGCAGCAGCUGCGGUCGAACUUUCGGCGACUGUCGCUCGUGCUGCAUCCUGACAAGAACCCCGGCAGCGAGGGGCUGUUUAUCCACGUGCAGGGCGCCUACAAGGUGCUGGCCGACCCCAUAAUGCGCUUUGUCUAUGACCGCGCCGGAGAAGCCGCGGUUGCGUGCGCGUCCUGCAAGUCCACAGGCGACUUUAUUCUGGCAGCGCUGCCACGGCGGCUGGGCGUCUAUCUGGUGUACAUAUUGGGAAGCAUCGGCGUACAGGUCUUUGGCAUUGGCGUCUACGGCACGUACUGGCGCUACUUGGCGAUUGCCUGCUUCCUCGCCCUGGACGUCCUGAUGAUGACCCGGCUGACGGAGCCCGCGGUUAUUCAUGUCCUGCAUUGGGUGAUGCCCCGGCGCACCAGCUUUGAGAUCGCCCAGGUGCUGCAGCAGGUCAUGAUGUGCUUUUUCAUUGCGUUGAAUCAGAUCGGCCCGCACUUUAUUCCGCAGGAGAAGAAUGUGUCAACUGUGGUUCUGGCCAAGGAGCUGUUGGUGGGGCUGGAGGUGACCGAUAAGGAGAUUGUUGGCAGGGGCCGGAGGAUCGUUGAUAUGUACAAGGGCACAGGGUUGGAGAGUGAGCUGGCUGCGGACUUUGGUGCUGAGAUGAAACUAGGCAUGACCAUGGGUACGAGCAAGUCCUUUAGGACUGAGUAUACCGAGAGGAUGAACGACGAGCGCCAGAAAACAGUAAAGCCCGCGCCACAGCAGUAACUUUAGUGAAAGAGAUGCAUUUUGCGAUAAUACGUUGGUAAAUAAAAGUGUUUUAUAAUUAAUUUUGCUAUUCAAAAAAGGAGAUGAAAUCAAAGUGCAUUGAAUAGAUACACAUAUUUGUUCUCGCUCAUUUUUUAUUCUGGAUACCUCUCGCAGCUAGGGACACAAUCAUUAUAAAGGUCGUAGCCGUGCUAUUAAAAAAUUGUCCGAUAUGUUCCAAAAAAUGAUUUAACUUUUUCUUUUUUGUAAAACGGGAGACCAGGCGGAAAUAAAAUAAAAAAAGUCCCAGCGCACCCUUUCUGAUUUCCCACACACGCGCAAAUAUAUGCAUUUUUGUUGGCUGCAAAUCACUCAUAUGUUGCACUAAAGGACAAUCUAAACUGGCAAUGUGAUACACGAACUGUCGGCUUUUUUUAUUUUUGUGUGUGAGAAAG